AACCUGAAUGUUGAUGCAGUUUCCAAGCCUUUUGGUCAGCUGUUGAAGAAGGCACUCGUCGGCGCCUCGCACGAGAGAAGACGGAUGUGAUUUUGAAAGCUGUAGUGAAGCGCUUUUUCAAUGAGAAGGAGGUGACAUCAACAUUGGUUAUGGACGCACUUUACAGUGGAUGCAAAUCGCUGGAUUAUAGGAGCAGGAACAAGAAGGGUAAAAUUAGCGGUGUGGACGUGGAGGAAGCCAUUAAUCCCAUAGUGUGGGUGGACAAGGAUGCUUUUGUACUUGCUGGUGAUGUGUUGCUCUUGCUUGAGCGGGUGGUCUCUGAAAUCUUGCCACCUUACAAGGAUGACAAGGGACCGCAAAAUCGAACGAAGUUGCAGGAUGGUAGCUUUGGCGAUGAUUUUGGCAAAGACUCAGUGGAGCGUGACGAACGGCGGUUAACUGAACUUGGCAGACGAACUGUUGAAAUGUUUGUUCUGGCUCAUUUAUACACCAAUCGUGUAGAGGUCGCUUACAGAGAGGCAGUUGCAUUGAAGAGGCAAGAAGAGCUUAUUCGUGAAGAGGAGGCUGCUGGGUUAGCGGAAACUGAACUUCGAGCUAAACGCGAGGCAGCUGAGAAGGAAAAGCGGUCAAAGAAAAAACAGGCGAAGCAAAGGAGGAAAGAUCGCAAGGACAAAGAUAAAGAAACAGAGGAAAGACGUGUGCGGGUAGAACAAGAAAAUCGUCAACGCCAAUCUGAGUCUUCCAGGCCUAAGGAACGAAUGCCAAAGGGGCGGGGGAUUAUUUCACUCAUUCCAGCAGAUGCAACGGACGAUGUUGGGACUCUGGGACUCGCUACAGAGGACGGUGAUGUAGAUCACACCACCUGGGAAAGAGACGUAUCAUACGGUCAUAGCGGCAUGGAGACCGCUGAAUUCAGCGGAGCACAUGAAGGAAGUUCGACACGUAACGGCAGAGCGGCACGAAAGAAUCAGGCAUCCGCAUUUGACGAUAGUUCCUCUACAUGCUCGUCUGACUCUCUUCCUUCGGUGAGGCCUUCUAUGAACGGAUCAUAUAGCACACGACCAAGCUUGUCCGAGCAGAAUCAUACAGUUCUCAACAGAGGGAGGAGUAGAGGAGACAGCGAUGGGUAUGAACAAGACGGGAGGUUUUUAGAAGCUGAUGGUACCAUCAUGCGUGCGACUGGUCUGGAUCCUAGUGGUCCUGAUGAAGCUAGCAGUAGUAGUUCUGCAGGAGUGGAUAAUGAGACUGUAAUUCUUUCACUUAAGGAGCGUGUCCGAUGGCUUGAGCAACGUCUUUGUGAAAAGGAUGAGGAGGUUGUAAUGCUACAAGAGCAGGUUAGCCUCUUCCAACAUCAAAUGAGACUGGACCGACCGUCUUCUCAUGAGCGUCUACCAGAGGAAGCGUAUGGAGGGUCUAUGCCUGGUGCAUCGAGUGCAGCAAGUUCCUCACCAGCCGAUGAAAGUAGCAGCUGCUUUUCCUCUGCAACCCUUGAUGUGGAAAAGCUGACUGGCCAGCAGAUUAGAUCAAGUAAAACAAUAGCAGGUACGACCAACGCAAGUGGUCAUUCAUCAACAUUCAAUGCCAACGGAACAACUGCAGGUGGCGCAGGCAGUAACGGUGACAGCAAUAGCAGGUGGUUUCUAGCUUUUGCAGUCAAUAAUGUUGACAAUAGUAGUAGGCAUGGUAUGAAUCCAGCUAAAGUGGAUGUUGGUACGCCCAAACCGUCUGCCCCAGUAAAAGCUCGUAGCAUUGAAGGAUCCAGGCCGCCUCGUGUAGGGAUGCCUCCAUCAUCAUCAGGAACCAGUUUGGCCGCUGGGAUCGAAGAAACAAGCUCAAGUUGUUCCGCCACCUUAUCUGCAACUUCACCUGUGAUUACCCGUCCCGCAAGUGCACCCGGUUUGGUACCUACUCAGCGAUCAGGAAUGCUUGGCCCCGUUUUGGAAUCUCAACCUCCGCUAUCACGAUCUUUGAGUGCAGCAGGCCGAUUGGCCUUGGGCCCAGGCCCCUCUGUAGGAGCCCACUGCAAUGGAAAUGCACAUAUUAGCCCUCCAGUGUCACCUUCGUACAGAAAUGCUGCUGCAGGGAAGAUAAGAAGCUUAGCAGGCUUAGCUUCAUAUCCUGUUUCAAGUUCUGGAAGUGUGCACAGUGGAGUUUCAGCUUCCAUGUCAGGAGCAACCACUUCAGCUGUAAUUCUGGACACUCCCGCAGUGCCAAGCCCAUCUCAUGGAAGUGCUCCAUCGAUGUAUUCGACUGCACCUACGGUCUCAGCGUCCUCUCCUCUGACGCCUGCUUCCAAGGUGCGGAUAGACCCCGUGCAGGGUACCCAAAGUGGAAGAACAGAGGCAGCUACCUCCCCUUCGACCACACCAGCGCUUUUGCAAUGCCCAGUGGUUCCGGAUGCUUUACCAGAACCCUUGUCGAAUGGUUUGCUUCCACAAGAGUACAUCUGUAGCCAGGGCGUUGCAGGUGGGAGGCGAUCACCAGUCGGCAUCACUUUUGGGACCGUGACUCCAGAGGUGCUGCACCAGCAGCAGCAGGAGGAGGACCAAGAGCAUAUGCAACCACGACAGAAAGAUGAGCAAGCACAAGCACAACAUCAGACACUGCCACAACUUCAUAAACAAGAAUCCGUGGAUCCUCACAAGCAAGAGAACGUAGUCUUUCAGGAGGGCCUUUCAAGACAUCACUGUUAUGGGCAGCAAGCCAAUCAGAGGCCUGCCCAUUCAAGCCUGUUACGUGAAAAUGGAGUUUUGAGUGGGGAUAGGCAUAGCAUGAUGUCCAUAGUGGAACCCGUUAAUAAUGGAGGUAUGGGAGAAGAAUUCCCGCAUCUUGACAUUAUUAAUGAUUUGUUAGAGGAUGAUCCUGGCUGCUUUGGGUUGGCACUAAGUGCAAUGCUCCAUCAACCAGGGUCUGCUCAGUUCUCCAACCGUCAUCUUAGUAUGCCAGGUCACUCUGGUAUGUUCAAGCACAGCCAAUAUGGCCAGGUUCGUUCAGACAGCAGUGCUGUGAAUAGUGAUGGAAGUGAUAGAGGGAGGACAUCAGAUGAUGAACGAAUGCUUAUGCACGAAGGAAACGCUGCCAGCAUAAGGGUUAACAGACGUUUAUCUGUUGCAUUCUCUCAUCAACCUUUGCGCAGAGUGCAGAGUCAGCAUAGUGGACACCUUGAUAGUAUAGCGUCUCAUUAUUGGCCAAUCGUGAGUGCAGGAUUACCGGCAGGAGACAGUGUAAGAAAUGGUCUGGACAGUCGCGUGCGUUAUCCUCUAGUGCAAAGUCAUCAUGUUUCUGUUCAGGAUUGCUCAGGAUUCUCCUUGAGGCAUAAUGGUUAUUCUGUACAUGCUCCUGCUCAGCGGCCAUAGAUAAUAAUCUGCCGUCAUUGUUUUUGCAAACUUCUUUCUAAACUGCCCACUUCUUCUUGUGA
Molecule: messenger RNA, 3418 nt
Organism: Physcomitrium patens
Lineage: Eukaryota; Viridiplantae; Streptophyta; Bryopsida; Funariales; Funariaceae
Molecular function (GO): protein binding
Source: RefSeq, a predicted model, not a curated record